Messenger RNA from Heterotrigona itama, 1992 nucleotides. The record is from the annotation of a GenBank genome assembly. Lineage: Eukaryota; Metazoa; Arthropoda; Insecta; Hymenoptera; Apidae.
AUGUAUUUACUCGAAGCGAUACAAAUCAUAUUUUAUGUCGUACCAAUUCACCACCUGGUAAAUUAACACUAGAGAGAAGUAAUACGGAAUCGAGUUUAGAAUUUGUGUCAACUUUCCAUCGUUUCUGCUGUACUUCGGUUAUGCGACCAACAAUUACGUCUCCUAUUUCACCUUGAUAACGUGCUUUUAAAGGUCUUAUCGAUAUAAGUUUAUUUACUUUUUCUAAAACACCAGCUACAGAUGCGCGUAAUGUGUUUUCAUCGUCCACGUAUGUUCCGUGUCCUCUGAUAAAAUUAUAUGAUAAGUGAAUUUUUUCUUUUCGUUUUAAAUAAAUAGAAAAGAUGUACGCAUUUACCUCAAAAAAUCAGGUUGGCUAGAAAUUUCUUCUCCUGGAGUAUAAAUUCGAGGUUGUACAUUUUCAUUCUUUAUUAAAUUUAGAUCGAUUCUAUUUAUUGCCAAACGUACAAUAACAGGUGGAUAUUCUUCCAUUACGGGCAAUAUUUAUUUACUGAAUAAAAUACUUAUACGUUAUACACGUACAUUUGAGAUGCACGAAGUACGAUGGCAUGGAACAUGCCGUUGUAAGAAUUGCCAUUUGCUUGUUAUAAAUUAAUUGUAUGCUGCGUGUGUUUAAGUAACGAUAAAUGAUAUAUGUUUAAGUAACAGUAAAUAACGUAAUGGAAAGAUGAUAAAACGUUUAGAAAAUUAACGUUUAUUAAAUUUUUAAUUUAAUUUCAAAUUUAAAAAUUAAUACAUCGAAAGGAAUAAUAUAUUUAAAUAGAUAAAAUAUCGUUUGAAAAAUGUUGUCUAAAACUAUGAUAAAUAUAUGCCUAUAAAUGCUUUUAAUUGUAAUUGAAAUUUGAUGUUAAAUGUAUCCCUAAAACUAUUCAAACCGAGGAUCUCUAAGACUAUUCGAACCGAGGAUCCCUAAAACUAUCCAAAUCGAGUGUUAUACUGAUAAAAAAAUAACUUGAAUUCUUAUUUUUAUUGCUUAAUUUCUACUCUUUUUGAAUAUGAAUUAAAAUCAGAUUAGAUUUAAAUUAUGUAUUUAACGUUAAACUUCGUAUAAUUAAUUAUUUAUGAUUCUCUUUUCGUGAUAUUUUGCCUUUUUUAAACAGCUGCUUUCAACACGUUAGAGCUUGAACAGUACGUGAGAUACCGAUUAAAUGAUAAAGUAUUGUACGUUAUUUUCAGUAAGCGAAGGAUGAUAAAUUAUAUGUUUAAAUGAAUUUUAAUUUCAUACAUUAGUAAGUACACGUAAUGACAUGAUACGUAUGCGAGUGAAAUAAAUAAUUUUUAUGUUAUUUUGCAAUUAUAUAAAAUCUAAUAUAUAUAUAUAUAUAUAUAUAUAUAUAUCUUUUCAGUAUUUUACAAUGGAAGACUUUAUCCCAACACGAGUAUCGAAAAUAAAAAAGGACGACGUAAAAAGAUUUGUAUUGAUAAAUUAUGAAAAACCAAAGAAAAAAGAAAUUGUUAAAAGUGAAGAAAACAGUGAUGCGCAAAAUCCUAGAUUCGAUGUAACCAAAAACGAAUGGAGUAAAAAUGAUGAUUCGAAGAAACAGAAAUUAGAUAUGAAACGCGUCGGAUACGAGGUUAUGAAAUUUGGCAUGUCUGGUUUCGAGGGAGCAGAAGCAGAAGAAGCAGAAGUUGCACUUGCUGUAAGUUUAGGAGCAAAACCUUCGAAGAAGAAAGGUAUUAAUUAUAAAAUAUUGCAACGUGAGAAAAAAAAUCAUAAGAAAACAUGGCGGAAAGACGUGACAUUAGCAUCAGGUUUUGGAAGAAGUCUAUCGAAUCAGAAACAUAAAAAGACACGUAAGGGCUCCGACAGUUUACUAAAGAUUUAUGGAAAAGUAAAUAAAGAGAUACAAGGUAAAGAUAUUCAUAUUGUGUUCGCUGUGCCACAAUGGAAUGAUUUGGCAUUUAAAAAAUCACACUUUUGCUCGAGGUCAAUCAAAUGCUGCAGCUGUUGGUGCAACUUCGAGCAACAUUUGA